Messenger RNA from Cylindrotheca closterium, 1257 nucleotides. Lineage: Eukaryota; Bacillariophyta; Bacillariophyceae; Bacillariales; Bacillariaceae. The record is from the annotation of a GenBank genome assembly.
AUGGUUGCUGAACUUGGACAAUAUGUUCAUGCAAUUGGGACGGAUUUCAGCAAUAUGAUGGAACCCUGGAGUAUCGAAGCGAUCUACAUUGAACCUACAAAGGGACAAUAUGGCGAUCAAAUUGCAGGAGUGGAUGACACGGAACAAGGUUAUUUAGAAGAAGCCUUUGAUCGGGACUAUGAACCUGAAGAUGAAGAUGAACGUGAAUUCAACCUACAUGGACAAUUUGAUCAUAUCAACGACUCCAAAAGAGAAGAGCGCUUGUCAAAUGCAGACAAUGAUGUCAAUGAUAUGCCAGAGCUCACUGUCAGAUUCCAAGGAGAUGAUGUCUAUGAAUCAGAUGAUGAUUUGGGGGAUGAAAGCGAUGAAGAGGAAGAACCUAUUGUGGCCGAUUUGGAUCACCAUCAAGAAAAUGUCGAUAGAGGAAUCGAUGGUAUUGGGAGCCUCGUUACUGAUCUGGAGGACCUACAAGAGCCACCAGAAGAAGAGAUUGUAUUUGAGCCUGAAGAGCCUCAAGUAGCAAAAGUCACUCGAUCUGGGCAGACGUAUGCGCAAGCUGCAAUGUCUGGGCUGAACAUUUCCCAAGUUCCAAAGAGACCAAGAGAAUGGCCUUCAAGCAGGAGUGGCAGUUCUGCCAAUAAGAACAAGAAUCGAAUUGGGAAUGAGAAGAAAGCUGCUUAUGAACAGCAUGACGCCAUUCUGAUCCCUCGUUGCAUUAUGCAGAUCAAGGCCAAGCUCGAUACUGACGAUGGUCUGAACUUCAUCCAACAAUAUUACAUCAAUCAAGGACUGAAGAAGUUUGGUAAUGAUGGAAAGGAUGCUGUAGAUAAGGAAUUGAGACAAAUGCUCUUGAGAGAUUGUUUCACUCCCAAAUUUGUGAAAGACAUGACCGCUUCUGAGCGAAAGAAGGCCCAAUCAGCAAUGAUGUCACUUGCGAAGAAGCAAUUCAAAACAACAAUUAAAGGUCGCCUAGUAUACGGAGGCAAUGAAACUCAUGAAUGGUUGUCGCAAGAGGAUACUGCAAGUCCAACUGCUUUGGAAGAAGCAAUCAUCAAUAAUUGUGUUAUUGAUGCACACAAAGGUAGAGAUAUCAUGUCAAUGGACGUUCCUAACGCUUUCAUUCAAACUUAUAUUCCUGAAGCUAAGGAAGGAGAAGAUCAAAUCUACAUGAAAAUCACUGGCAUGAUGGUCCAGAUAUUGAUUGACAUGGUCCCAGAGUAUUGCAAAUACUUUGUUUUAGAGAACGGAAAGCCUUAA